Molecule: messenger RNA, 3651 nt
Organism: Fusarium redolens
Lineage: Eukaryota; Fungi; Ascomycota; Sordariomycetes; Hypocreales; Nectriaceae
Exons: 1
Coding region: 278-3388 (1036 amino acids)
Source: RefSeq, a predicted model, not a curated record
AGGGUAUCAAUGCAAUGAACAUGGACCUAGUUCUUGACAGAAGUCCUCUGUAGAAAAUUACACAUUCUAUUACCAGAUUGGCACCAUGGCGAAGUUGAUUGCCAUUUACAGGUCUGCUUCGUGUAAGCUCUGGAGAUCCUGUGUCGUGAAGCCUUCAUGCUCAUUCUCCAACAGAGGGAUCUCAAUCAAGUCCACAACCGCGCUUUUCUGACGGGCCUUCAUUGUCAUUUUUACUGCCUUUUGUAUUAUCUUCAUCUCUCUCAGUUGAAACGCCAAUAUGUCUAAUACCAAGCCAAUCGCGACGGCAUCGUCCAGCAGCUCGACUGCCUACGACAAUGCCGACGCAAAAGCUCGUCUCUACGCCUAUGAGAUCCCUCCCAUGCCCCCGGGUGAAUACGAGAUCAUCACUACUCAAGAAGUGAAAUCAGGAAAGGACACUGAGAAAUUGGUAUCAACACAACCCGUUACUGUCAAGGCAUGUCAACCAUAUGCCAUAGCAUCAGACCUCAUUCACUCAUUCUACCCGCCAAAUCUGCGUACCGUGAGCGCAACAACGCUUCCUCAUGUCGUUCUCAAAGGUGCUACGCCGUGGGAACGGUCGCAAACAUAUAAUCCGGGCACUGCGCCAACGCCAUGGAUUGCCUUGCUUCUUUUUACAGAUGAGGAUCUAUGUGUACCCGCAGAGGUGACCAGCGCUGCUAGACCUUCGGGCACUCGAUCUUUUACGCUUCCUUUGAGCCUGUUCAACAGUAAUCGCUCAAAGUUCUGUCAUAAGAAUGACUAUUCCGACUCUGAGGUUCCGUCUAAGGGCGAUGGAUCACCAGCCACUGCCGAUUUCCUCUUUGUUAAGAGUAGCGCUUUCAAGAUGUAUUUCGAGCGUCAAGACUCAACUGGGAAGACAAAUCAGCAGGUUGGCCCAGACUUGGACCGUUACAAGCUCCUCACGUACAUAACGGAUAGCGGCGUCAAGGAUGACAGCGGUCAUGUAACGAAUAAACUCAGUACGCUUAUCGGUCACCGAGCACGUCCUUACACUUUGGGUGAUCAGCCCGUCAAAGUGUAUGCGCACAUUGUUUCGAUUGAGACCUUGGAUGGCCGCAUCGACUGGAAAGCUGCGAGCGAGGCUUCAGCAACAGUCGCCCUUGUCUCCCUGUUUUCUUGGACAUUUACUUGGGAGAAGAACAAUGCCUCUCAAUCUCUUGAGAUGUUCAAACAUCUCGCAGAUCAGAAGAACAUACGUCCACUGGCGAUCAAACUUCCUCCCACAGACCCUAACAAGCCAGAUGAUGCAUCUGCUGUAUGGGUCCGUCGAAGGGUCACAGAGGGGUACACUAUUGUGCGCCAUCGCGAUAUCGCCGGUGAAUCAUCCAUGGCGCUGUAUCGAGGACCGCUUAUACCGGGUUCAUCGCGCAAAGCGCGCAUCAAGCCGAGUGUGCACGGCACAGACUUGCAAAUCAUCGACACAUCUGCGAGAAUCCUUGAUAUCUCGUACAACACGGCCUGGGAGCUAGGUAGAACACUGGCAGGUCGAGACGCCAAGUUCUCAACGGCUAUCGCCUACCUGCGCCGAAAGAUGUGUAUGAAAGCCGUGACAGAGUCCAAAGAUGCAGAGAGUGAGGAUGCGACAAUUAUGCAUAAGGCGAGCGAUGUUGUUUCUAGCACUUUGUCGAGGCUUGAUGAGCUUUUCAAGGGUUCUGUGGCUGCAAAGAUGACUGGCCUGCCACGAAAUGGAGAAAAGUCAACUAAUUCUGCAAGAUGGCAAGUUCCUUCUCAUACAGCAACAUCCAUGGCCGCAGCACCAGGAGUCAUGACUCUUGCAAAGCUGCAAAGACAUCUGGAAAGUACGGCGAAACCAUGGCUUGAAGAGAAGACCCUAGAGUUAUGCCAGCCUGAGCCUAAGUUAUCUUCAAUUCCUCAACUGGCUCUUGUGAUCAAUUGGCUUAUCGACAACCUCAUGUCUCUGAAGCUAGUCCCAGCGACGUAUCUGUUCCCUGAUCCUGCUGUCCUUGCGAAAGAAAGCGUCAACUGUUUUCUUGUGGAUGAUACUUGGGUAGAUGCUCUUGUCGAUGGCGCAAUGAGUCUUGCCAACACUAUGGGAGGAGGUGAUGAUCCGGUCCGUGAUCUGAUUCGCUGGGCCUUCAACCUGUAUCUGGAAAAGGCGCCAGCCGAUCGUGUGCAAAUCGGUGGCUCAGGCUUCAUCAUCCGCAGUGGCAUCGUCGAGUCGUUUCCCGAUCUUGAAAUGACGAUCACGGGCAAGCUAUCAGGUUCAAACGCCACUACUCCUCUAAGCUGCGCAUACCGAACACGGAACGAGGACAUGAUUCUCUGCCUCGUUGCGCGAGGUCAGGGGCAGAAGCUGGUAGACUACACCGUCAAGCUCAAGCUACCACCACACCAACAGCGCUACAGUUUGGGCAUGGUCGACAAGGAUUUCAUGUACUUUGCCUGCGAGAUGAAGCCAUUCUUGAAGAUGACGGAUAAGUUCAAAGACGCUUUGCCACUAGAUGAAGUAGAAAAGAACAUCCAGUGGAGCAGGACUGGCGUUGUGCGUCCUUCUGGUUUACCCAUCAAGCCCAUCUGGAACCACGACACUGGUAUCCUAACUCCUCAUCUCGUCGUCAAUAUGAUGGACUACUUUAUUGAUCAAAAUAAGACUCGGACCUGGGAUAGGCCCGCGGCAGAUUCGAAAGUCAUAUAUCUGGCUACGCAGUUACUAGAGCGUGAUCACUGUGUUACACUCAACUUCAACAUAACCGCAGGCAAAGAGAGCUUGCCUCGAAGGAUCUUCCCAGAGCAGCUGACGCCUGAAGAGGAUACUCGCGACCCGGCAAUCGAGCAUUUACCCCAGAGUACAGAGACCAAGGACAGGUCGUGGUUCACAAAAUUGGCCUUCUCCCAAGACUCUCCUGGGCGCAGCAUACCAGCGCAGUCCAACACGCCUCAGCACAUAGUCUUUUCGGUCAAGAUCAACACCUCGGCCAAGAAUCUCCCAGCAGGAACAGAAGUGUUUGCAAUCGAAGUCACCAUCCCCAUUGGCGAAGAUCCAUCCCAUCUUCUUGACCAUCUCGCACCGCUACCUUCUGUGCGUGCCAUUGGACCAAGGCAGCAAUGGAUUGCGGCUACAACACAUAGGAAGUCGGCUGCUGAGAUGGUGGUUCAUCUGAAGCCUCGUGGAACAGCUGGAGGGGGUGCUACGCUUGCAGAGGGAUUAGAUGCUAGUUUCAUGUUGGUCAGGGCGACGGUUAAUGGGGUUGUAGGAAAUGACGUUGAGAUUAACACAAAGGAAGUUUAUGGGAGGUGGGAGAGGAGUAAGGAUGCUGCUGGUAAAGAGGUUCCUGUGUUGGUCAAGACUGAUGUUAUGGAUAAAUGGACACUGCGUAAGGAGUAAUCUGGAGGAUUUCGUACAUAUACAAGAGUCAUUUCAAUCUCAUAACAGCUUAAGGAAGAUUAGACUUCCACGUCUUUAUUUGAACACCCUGUUCGAAGGUAAAAUACUGUGAUGUGCUUCACAUCGUGAAGUUUGACUGUGUGUAAACGCAUGUUUGACCACCACUCGUUCAAAAUCACCCAGAUGGAAUAAGAUUGGUAGCAACUUGAAGCAUUGGUUUAUUGAGUUUUAAUAGAAUCUAUGCCUUAAAAGGAUUGAUUCUG